This is a messenger RNA of Guillardia theta CCMP2712, 773 nucleotides long. RefSeq lists its product as hypothetical. The annotation marks the transcript as partial. NCBI's taxonomy places the organism in Eukaryota, Cryptophyceae, Pyrenomonadales, Geminigeraceae. The transcript has a single exon. The record is from RefSeq and is a predicted model, not a curated record.
UCAAACUGCAACCUCAGGGGCCUCAUGCUAUCCAUUCGAUCAGACGCUACCUUGUACAAGCUUUCGAGUCGAGCGGGGGGAACAGGAGGCAACGGCAUCAACGCGCAGAGCUGGGGAGAUGUUCCCAGGACUCAUUGAGCAUAAACCAGCAGAUCAAAUUCUCGUUUCCGGACAUACUAACCAAACACAACUCUCGAGACCCGCGACGGCUUGCCUUGUGAACAUGUUCCUAUCAAUCUUCCUUCACGGUUUCAACUCCCUGACAUGCUCCUUCCUGCCUUCGCUUCUUCAUCCUGAAUCCAAUGGAAGAAUCCCCUGCAAGGUCUGGAUCAGCAGUGACAGAUCAGUUUGAAGUGAAGUCGCUCCAAUCUCUCAAUGGAACUGAUUGCUUAAAGACUAGUCAAUGUAUCUAACAAUCUCUCUCUCUCUCUUCUCUCCUCCACCAGCCAAGGCUGAGACUUGAUGUCUGCUCACAGCUCCCUCUGCACAUCUACUCGAAGAUCUCAUGCUCGGUGAUGGUAUCAUUACUACUCAUAUGAAUCCACCUCUUCCGCUGACAUCAUUGCUACCCAUAUGAAUCCACCUCCCCUCCUGACGUCCUUUUCUCUUCCGGUCUGUUCCCAACCCAUAAUUCUCUACUUUCCUCUUGAUGUCGAUACUCUAUCCUCUUUCUUUUCAUCGCUCCGCACGGUACUUCACGUCCGUUUGCCCUUGAAUGUUCAUAUCCCCUCAUUCUAUUUUCGCUCCUCUCCUUCCCCUCUCUCGGAACUAUU